Messenger RNA from Doryrhamphus excisus (bluestripe pipefish), 7256 nucleotides. Lineage: Eukaryota; Metazoa; Chordata; Actinopteri; Syngnathiformes; Syngnathidae. The record is from RefSeq and is a predicted model, not a curated record.
UCUGUUAGCACCGGUGGAGAGAAGAAACUAACUGCUGAACAACAGAUCUGUCUUUUAUGGGUAUUUAUUCUGCAGAAGGGAAGCCAGUUGAAACAGACAGUCGAGCGUCUGCCGCAAGUGUCCCUCCGAAGGACAGGACAGAAGCAUAGUUAUACAACCAUUAUCCGGACUUGACCAGGUGCAAUGACAUAUCCCGGGUUAAUCAGAACCUGUUGACAUGAAAACGCCAUUGGAGAAACUUGUUUUGGAGACACUAGAGGUGUGAAUCUCAGCACUGAGGACAAUUCGAUACACAUCUCGAUGCACUGCCAGCGAUACCAUAUUUUAACGAUACAUGGAAUUUUCUGGCGAUACGAUUCACCCUCUUCACGAUGCGAUACGAUCAUUUAGUUCACAUCAAUGCAAUCUGAUAUGAUAUGGUGCAAUUUCUUGUGAUAUGAUGCAAUUCAACAUGAUGCAAAUAAGCAAAGGGAAAAAAUGGAAUUCAGUAUGGUCCUACAAAAAGGAUUUGGCUUUAUUCCUUCUAGGCAUUUGGCAGUAUUCUACUAAAGUGCUGUUUGUCUUUUUUACUAUGCACCACUUCUUGAUCAUUCUUUUUGACAUCUUAAAACAGCAACAACUUUCUUCACACUUUCACAUCGGCUAUGCAAUUACAAUAGCAGUGUUUAAGUGGUGGAGUAAAACAAUUAAACAAUAUAUACACAUAUACAUAUAUACAAUAUAUAUACAAUACAGCAACAGCAAAGUUAAAGUGACACUUUCAACAGUGCAAUCAAUGUUUGUUUAUAUUCCUGUCUGCGAAAUAUACUGCUAAUAUGAAUGAGCUAGCAGUUAGGCUAAUACAGUAGUGGGGAGCAGAAAGUGUAAAACAACUUCUACCCUUUUAAAAUUGUUUCCAAAUUCAGGAAGAAGCCAACUGCUCUGCUUUUCUAAUGUCACCUGCUGUGCUGAACACAUGUUCAGAAUGUUUUGGUGUCCCCUUUUUAAGGGGGGGUCUGCAUAAUGAUGCUAAAAUAUAAGAACUCCAUCACAGCGUGUAUGCUGCAUGUGUGUGUGUGUAUACUGUGUGUGUAUGUAUUGCAUCAUUUUUGCCCGAUAUUGUCUAUUGUUCUACUUGUUCUUGUUUUGCUUGUUAUUCUGCAUGCUGCUCUUUGUGUCUUUUAAAUUGCUCCUCAAGGAUAAAUGAAUAAUUGAAUUGAAUGAGCUCUCGUACGUCAGUGAAACUCAUGUCUUCGUCAAGCGACUGUGAGUCAUGGAUACUCAAGUCUUGAGGCUCACGGAUGCUAUGAGUCGCUGACUCACAGGCACUGGACAAAUACUUUCAGUUUUGAAGCUAACGUCUUCACCGAGCACCCGUGAGUAAAAGUAGGUGGAGUCUCGGUGGCGUGUGUGUGUGUGAGUGAGUGAAAGUGGGUGGAGUCUUGGUGGAGCAGCUGUGAUGCCGCUCAGGCAGGGAAUGGAAAGGAGAGUCGCUCUGAGGCAAGGAGGAAAUGUUUAGUUUUUUGGUAAUUUUACACUGAUACACUAGACUAACUGUUUAUAUGAAGAGGAAGACAUUUUUAGCUAUGCUGUGAGGCGGCCAUUUUGGUUGGACUGAAAUAUGAACUAGAAAAUUACCACACAAAUUUUGGUGGGAAUGCAACCUGUGCUGUGAACCUCUGGCCUGGUGUCUGCUGUGCCACGCUGCCGAACAAUGCCCAUCACUGGAGAAAUUGUUGACAUUGACAUGAAGAGCUGCAGGCACUUUGUGUGAAACAGCGGUUCCCCAAUGGCGACUGGGGUUUCUUUGGUCCCAGAAGAGGGAUGGGGCUGUUGGGACUCGCAGAGGUAAGCUGCCUGAUCAAUGAAAAGCAGGCUAACGCCUUGGAUGGCUCAUCAUCUUGCAUGAAACCAGUCUCUGCCAUUAGUUGCUAUGUCGCAGCGAAAGAGGUCGUGGUCGGUGCUGCUCGUGUGUGUAUUGCUGCAUUUGUGUGUGUGUUUUCAGAGCUAAAUGAGUGUUAGGUGUCGCCCGGGGAAAUGGAUGGCCCUCACACUCACACCCUAAUGGCUCACAUGCUUCGUUUAACAGGCUCAAAUCAUUCAAUUAAUGUCUUUCAGCGGCGGGCUUGCAGAGCUCCUGCCUGCAUGAGCGCCUAGUCGACUCCAGCUUUGCGGACAAAUGAUAACGACUUUAUCGGCCUGGUCCACAUCUUCUUCACCCUGUGAGUGGAGAAAGGACGGUCAGCGAGGGCAAAGAAUGGAGCUGUGCAAUAGGAAUUAGCCAUCAAUCAUCACUGUUAAAACUACAAGAUCUCAACCAACCUGUUUCAUUCAACAGGCAGACCUGUAGCGCAAAGACGGGGAGCAGCAGGAGGAGGUGUUUUGCUUUACCUUCCUGGAAGGUGAGAAAGUCUAUUAGCAGCAGAUGCUGGAUCAUCCCAGGGUGACACCCGCUCACGGCAAGGGAUGAACAAAUGAGGCAGCCUCGAUGAGGACCCGGGCGUUCUUUUUUACUCACGCUCCAAAGACUAAAGCUGCCUCGAGGACACACAGCCUGACAUCUCGGAUUUGAGUUGGACUUUUUUUCCCCUCCGUUGUGACAAUGGAUGGAUUUUAAAUGGGAGAUUUAUCCAACAUUUAAGAGACUAACGCAGUGGAUGGAGUCUGUUGCAAAGGAAUCAUCGGCAUUGUAAUAAGUCGAAUUUUGCCGUCAUGGAGGCACACAAAGAAAAGGCAAAACAGACUUAAAAAAUAUGAACGGGGAUUAAAGAGGAAUAGGACAAUGGAUCGGGUUCCUUUGAAGUUGAUAGGUUGGAGUUGAAGGUGGACACAAGACAGCAUGGACUCACCGCAGAACGGUCCCGAGGCGCGGCCCAGCUUCGCCCCGUUUCAGGAAAGAUUCAACGCCACGCCCGGCCUCAUGCUGCCGUCCUCGCUCAUGCCCCCUUUGCCAUCCGCUCCCGGCGACACCGUCCCGUCCCUCAACGAGCUGGCCGACCUGGAGCACAUGUUGCUGUGGACGCUGCACGAGCCCAGCACCAUCGCUCUGACACUCAUGUACUGCCUGUCCUUCGUUCUGGGAUUUGUGGGUAAUCUGAUGUCCCUGCGCGUCCUCACUAACAGACGCAGCCGGCGGCUGGCGGGCAUCAGCGCCACCCGCAGCCUGCUGGUCAACCUGGCCGUGUGCGACCUGGCCGUGGUGUGCGUGUGCAUGCCCAUCACGCUGGCCAGUCAGAUCUACACCGCCUGGGUCUACGGCGACCUCUUGUGCAGGGCCGUGCCCUUCACACAGGCCGUCUCCGUGUCGGCUAGCGUACUGACGCUAACCGUCAUCAGCGUCAACCGCUACUACAGCGUCCGUUCGCCGCUGAAGGCCCGCUCCAUGUUUACACGGCGACGCAUUCUCGUGACAGUCGGCGUGGUGUGGGCCGUGUCAUCGGUCAUGUGCGCCCCCAUUGCCGUGAUGAACCGACGGCGGGAGAUCAGCUUUGGUACGUUCGCCAUCUUGGUUUGUCAGGAGGAGUGGCCUAAGCCUCGCCUAAAGCAAGGAUACAACGUCUUGCUGUUUGCCAUGCUCUACUGUUUGCCUGUCACCUUCAACCUCACCAUCAGCUUCCUGACGGGCCGGCGCCUGUGGACCGGUAAGAAGACCACUUUCGCCGACCUGGACCCUCGUAGCCAGGCACUGCACGUGUCACGCCUCAAGAUGCGGCAGAAGAUCGCCAGGAUGGUGGUGUGCCUGGUGCUGCUCUUUGCCGCCUCGUGGCUGCCACUCUACUUGGCCGACCUUUGGAUCGACCGAGAGCAAAGGCCGCCAUCUUGGCUGCUGCAGACGCGUCCGUUCGCCCAGUGGUUGGGCCUGACCAACUCCAGCCUCAACCCCAUUUGCUACUGCUUCAUCGGUGACCUGUACCGCUCGGCUCGGGUGAUACGGACGCGCUACUACCAGAAGGUGGCCUCUCUCUUCGGCACCGCUUCCUUCUCCAGCUCAGCGGCGGUGGCGUCUCCCGUCAGCGUCAUCGUUGAGGACAGCAAAGUGGCCGCCUCAGAGGAAGAGCACAUUGCUGCCGCUGUCUCCGCCUCGGUGGCAACCAUUCCUUGCUUCCUGGGCUCGGCACAAGGUCAAGGACUGGGCCGGAAGAAUGCCGACAGCCGCUUCAGAUCCGACCACAGCAUCUCCGACUGGUGUCGCUCCAGUCCAAGCUUGUGCGACAUCAACGCCUUGUUUCCCAGCCAGAUACGCACGUUCGAUCCCAUACCACAGAGGCAAGACUUCCUUCCCGCGAGGAGACACUCGGCAAGCCAGAAGUUUGGCUCGCUCCCUUCAAGCCUGGAAGGAGGGGACGGAUGUGGUGCAUGCGAGGAGGCAUUCGGGAGGCAGACUAUCUGAGGUGUAUGCUGAUAAGAGAGAAAUCAUCACCGGGAGCUUUUGUUACGACGGCUGGCGCUCAAGUGACACAUCCCCAAGAUGAGAGAAUGGAAGUGGCAACAUGAGCAGCGUGUGAAAGCCUGAAGCUUAUCUGGCGGCUCACAAAGCUUUACCUGAGGCUGAUGUUGUGCUUAACCCCCCCUCACACACACACCACUGUUGGCCUCCACCAUGACCUGCCAUCCAUGCACAUGCCAUCCAAAGCACAAACGAGACUUCGGGGGAGCUUGAUUACCCCCCUGGUGGUGAGGUUUGUUGGCAGGAGCGCCACUUAUCAGUGCUAAAGCAGCAGUCAGUCUGUUGUUUUUAUUCAUCUGCCAGACAACCGCUUGGUUGUACUGGUGGAAAGACUCACAUUUCUAUUUGCUGGCACACCAAAGGCCAAGCUGCUUUUGUUUACAGACACACCCUGGUCGCCAGUUUAAUAGUCUACACACUCUGUCUUUACCUGCAAGGCUUCUUACACACACAAACGUCUUGGCACACGCCUCUUACUUCAUCAAAUCAAUCAGGAAUCGGGGCGAUCCAAAGUACGUUAAAGGACUGCACUUGACCUGUGCUUUUCUAAUAGUUUGGCGGGUCCCCUAUUGGGCCUGGUGAGUUGUCAGGGGGACUUGAGAGGUGGGGGAUUAUAUGAAAUCAAGGUUGCCCGGUCUUCAUGUAUCUGAUGGCAGGUGAUAUCUAUCUGUAGGAUGAAUCUGCCCCCUGUAGCUGUUCUGACAUUGGACUCGGGACCUUUGGAAUGGGAGUCCAGAGCGCUGAUCGUUGGGUCAAAAGCACGGACUGUCAACCCAGUGUUCAGCUCAGCUUUUAGGGUGCUGGCAUCUGUUACACUCACCCCCUCAAACCUCACGCCCACCCAGGACACGGCUUGUACCACACUGGGCUCCAACACAGGACCUUUGAAACUUGGAAUAAAGAGCACUGACCGUUGGAAAAACCUUGACUGUCAACCUAGCAUUGAGCGCAGCUCUUAAGGCUGAGGGAGUGAGGUUCCCCAACAUGCACCACACCGACCAGCAUCCUUUACAUCCUUUAGAUCUAUAGGAACUAGAGAAGGUGGAAUCGAAUAACAAUAUGUCAGCACGGCCACAAACCCUGCCGGACAGGCGUGAUAGAAACUACUUGGAAAAAGUACAUACAAUGACCUGAAGGUGUCAUCCUGCCAACAAUCACAAACUCUGCUACUGCUGCUAACGUCUUCCUCCCUCCCCUCCUCUCACCUACCUCCUUGUCUACCGCCUUGUCCCUGUUGUGUGUUUAUUCUUUUGCAUUUCAUUAAACACUUCUCUUGGCUCCGCUUUGUUGUCUGUCUGGAAUACUUUCCAGCAACACUUCACUUGGGAAGUAUCGUCGUCUCCUCUCACCCCUUGUUGAAACUUAAAGGAGAAAUAAAUCAAACACCAAAGUCCGCAGUUUCCUACCUUUUUCGUAUGUGCCACUGUUCUGUCCAACAGACCAUGGAGGGAUAAAAGCCAGCAUGGCAAUUUGGCUCCUUUGGAGGUAACUACGGGGACCUCGGAGUACAGCUGUACGCCAGAAGUACACCACCCACGGGGGGUUGUACCAUGCCUAUCAUUUGGAGUCAUGCUACCAACACUAACUAGAAAAGCUGAUUGGUCCAAUCCUUAUCACUUCCUAUGGAAUUUGGGACCUCCCCCAAAUCCAUUUGUUUUGCUCUUCUCUGCCAUCAUAUGAAACAGAGGUGGCACAGCGUCUGUGUAUGAGCGUGUUUAUCUCAUGCUCAGACCUUCUUAUUUCACACCAGACUCUGAUUUCAGGAUGCUGUGUUGCUGUGUCAAAGUGCAGUGACGACAUAAGCCCACUUAGCGAGGUCCGGUGUAUGCUGACGUCUUCCUGCCUUGAUGAGCAUUACUCCUUCUUCUCCUUCUCGUAACACUUACUGACUGCUACAAGUCUGUGAAAACCAAGCAAAGCAUUUUCCAGGCAGAAGUCAGCUCAGCAAUAUUGUGGAGUAGCAAGACGUCAGACAGCACCUGUGUGAAAGGUUUUCUGCAGUGAACACCUCCGACCUUUUACUUUUCCCUCCCUGUUGUGUUGAGAGUAAUGGUCACUGUCAGACAAUUUGUCCAAAGCUGACAUUUUCCCACGUCCUUGUUCAGUCUUCAGAGUGCCGUGAUAGAGGUGGGACGGUAGGACGGUGCCUGUGUGAAAGGGCAUUCCGCCCUAUUGUGUUUGCUAUUUUAUGCAUAAACGGUCUGGAAUCGCUGUGGGAAAGUGCACACGGUGGCGACAAUAUCUUGUUUGCUGGGUUGUGUGGAACAGACGGAAGCAGAUAAACGUCAGCUUUGGGACGGAGGAGGCUAUUUUGUAGUUGCAGAAAUUUUCUUGAAAUGUGACCUGAAGACAAAUUAACUGGAUGCGAUUAAAGAAACAUCAGGACGUGAAACCCCGCCCCCUCCUUCCUGCUGCACAGCUGACCUUGGCGACCCCGUCCAAUCAGCAGUGUUCAUCUUCAAGGAGGAACGAGCUGGAGUCUUUCUCACACGUCUGUUUUAGUUCCCUCAAGCCCUGAUUGAAUCUUAACGGCGUCCGAGCGUCGCCAUAAAAAGCUUAUUAUUCCUUCAUCACAUCAAACUAAUUGGGGGCGGGAGAGACGGUCGGCUUGCGGGCUCAUCAGCGAGCACACAGACCUUAUGCUUGAUGAUCAGUUGCUUGUGGUGAUGAGACGGUCACAUGACACACAAAGGAGUCUUCAGCUUGGUCAGAUUGUGAAUGGAUGAGGGCGUUUCUCUUCUACGCACGCUUCCUUCGCUCAUCACGGGCCGAGAGGUGUCACACUGGGUUCAGUGGAUUUCCUCUUCAUUUCAUUGUCGAGGACCAUGGA